Molecule: messenger RNA, 1512 nt
Organism: Wickerhamiella sorbophila
Lineage: Eukaryota; Fungi; Ascomycota; Dipodascomycetes; Dipodascales; Trichomonascaceae
Product: b(0,+)-type amino acid transporter 1
Exons: 1
Coding region: 1-1512 (503 amino acids)
Biological process (GO): amino acid transmembrane transport
Cellular component (GO): membrane
Molecular function (GO): L-amino acid transmembrane transporter activity
Source: RefSeq, a predicted model, not a curated record
AUGAGCUACGAGCGAGCUCGGCAUGACUCGUUGGAGCUAAGAAGUUUGGCAUCUGACGAUCGCUUGGAAGACGAAUUUUCGAUCUCAAGUCCUGCCUUGUCGUCUCCAGACGCGCUGAUAUCUGAGCAAGCGCACGCAGAUGCUAUCUCGCUAGAAACCUUGGAAAACACCCUAUCGGAAGUCGGUCUGGAAGACUAUAUGCGCGUUAAAAGACCAAAAAAGCUGAAAUACAUCCACGGGUUAGGAUUGAUUGUUGGUUUGCAGAUUGGCUCUGGUAUUUUUGCCAGCCCUAAUCAGGUUAGCUCCCGGGCGGGAUCUCCGGGUAUGGCUCUGUUGGUUUGGGUUGUAUCCGGUGUACUUGCAUGGACAGGAGCAUCGUGUUAUGCAGAACUGGGUGCUGCAAUUCCUCUCAAUGGCGGCACACAAGCCUAUCUGGGGGAGAUUUUCGGGCCCUUGGCUGCGUUUACUUAUACUUGGUCUACUGUGACAAUUUUGAAGCCGGGGAGCGCAGCAAUUAUUGCUUUGGUUUGCGGAGAAUACCUGGCCAAAGGCCUUGGCAUUAACUCAACAGUUGCCGAAAAGGUGCUUGCUCUUACUGGACUAGUAGCAAUUGGUGCUCUAAAUAGUUACUCUAGUCGUUCCGGUGCGCAGGCGGGGAAAUGGUUUCUUGUUUUGAAAUUCGUCCUUCUACUCUUCAUUUUUGUUGUUGGACUGAUCGGCAUUACCCAAUAUCGAGCCAACAGCUUUCUCGAAGCUGGCUUUUGGGCCGAUACUGCUCCAAUAGCUAGCACGGCAUUAGCUUUGUACGGUGGUUUGUGGGCGUAUGAUGGAUGGGAUAAUUUGAACUUUGUGACUGGUGAGAUGGACAACGCUAAAAGGGACCUUCCCCUUGUCAUAAACAGUGCCAUGCCAAUUGUCAUCGUGAGCUAUGUUGUUGUGAAUAUCAUGUACUUUGGUGUACUGUCCAAAACCGAAAUUGAACAGGCCACUAGUGUUGCAUUAACAAUGGCAUACAAAGUACUUGGUUCCCCUGGUCGAGUGGUUACUUCCUUAGCAAUUGCAAGCUCGUGUUUGGGGGCAUUGAAUGCUACUGUUUUCAGUUCUGGCCAUCUGAUUCAAACUGCAGCGAAGGAACGGCACAUCCCUGCUAUCUUCAGCCACUACAACGCUAAACGGCACACACCCGUGAACGCAAUUAUUCUACAAACAGUCGUCUCUUCCCUAUAUGUUGUUGUGGGUGAGUUCAGAUCAUUAAUUGCGUUUUAUGGCUCAGCCGGCUAUAUUUUUUACUUGUGGUCAGUAAUUGGGUUAAUUGUUCUGAGGUUUCAAAGGCCCGAUCUGCCCAGACCCUGGAAAGUGCUGCCUACGACUCCGUUAUUCUUUUCAGCCGUCGCACUUUGUUUGGUGGCUGCAACCGCUUUUGCAAAGCCCAUCAUGUUUCUGGGAAUGGUCACUUUCAUUCUUCUAGCCGUGCCUAUUUAUUUAGUUAAACGCUAUUUCGCAUUAUUGUAG